UGUUUUUCCCCACUCGCGCACGUCCGGACGACGAGCGUUCCCUUCGACCGAGCGAGCAGCGAGCAGGAGCCGACGAUGAUGCUCGCCGAGCCGCUGCGUUCGGCCGUGACUGUGGGCAGCCCGGAGGACACCUCGCUGGCUCUGCCCUCCGACGCCAGGCUGCACACGGGGGCGCACCGGGUGCUGGAUCAAGUGCAGACCAUCAAGAGGAGCAAGUCCAAACACGGGCCAACUUUGCCGCCUUUGUCACCGCUGGACGAGUUUGGAACGUUCCAGUUUUUGCCGAGCAAAGCCAACGGCACCUUCGGCGUCUCCAAGUCGGCGGCGUACAACAAAGCGCAAUAUUCCCAAAGGAGUCGGUCCCUGUCCACCAAAGGCCUGGGAGUAAGACACCACAGCUCCUCCGGUGGAUGGGAUCAACAAAUCAGCGCUUCCAACUGGCCUCAAAGUCCCAUCGGGAUGAAACCCAGCCGCAGUGAUCCUGCUUUGGCUCCUGCAAGCAUCAGGAGAGUCAAAGGGCAGAGCAGCCAGAGUCACGUGAAGAGACUCAGCACACACUCCGCGAGCAAUGGCAUCCACAAAGGCGGGGGCCGACAGGGUUUUUUGGAAGCGCCUCCCGACCAGUUUCAGGCCAUCAAAACGUCCAAGAUUGAACAACAAUCGGCCGUCAACAGUUCCCUGAACGUCUCGGAUUUGACCAUCAAGGAAGCUGUGGAGUUCUUGUCUCACCCUGAGGAGAAGUUCCAGCAGUGUGGUGCCACCAUCAUUCAGCAAACCACUUUUAAAGACGAUCGUGCCAAACAAGAGGUUCUCCAGCUCGAGGGGAUCCCGACUCUUGUGUCCCUGCUGCGCAGCCCGAGUCCGGCUGUGAGCCAGGCCGCCGCCGGGGCCUUGAGGAACCUGGUCUUCAAGAACCACAAGAAUAAGCUGCAGGUCCAGCACUGUGGCGGCAUCGCGAAGGCGCUGCAGUUACUAAAGGAGACAGAAUGUAGCGAGACCCAGAAACAGAUCACAGGCCUGCUGUGGAACUUGUCGUCCGCCGACGAGCUGAAGGGAGAACUCAUAGCCACGGCGCUGCCCGCCCUGACGGAGAACGUGGCGGUGCCGUUCACGCGCUGGUCGGACGACAGCGCCACCAACAACAUCCACCCUGAGGUCUUCUACAACACCACGGGCUGUCUGCGCAACCUGAGCUGUGCUCAGCUCAGGGAGCGGAUGGCAAUGCGAGACUGCCGCGGACUGAUCGACUCCCUGAUGUGCUACCUGCAGUCCUGUGUUGCCGACGACAACCCCGAUGACAAGUCUGUGGAGAACUGUGCCUGCAUCCUCCAUAACUUGACCUACCAGCUGGAGGCCGAGUCCCCCAAGUGCUUUGCUGACCUCGUCCCUUUAACGGAGAGCCAAUCGGGCAGGAAAAGCCCCACGGUUGGCUGCUUCAGCCCCAAGAGUGGCAAGGUUCCAAAGCAGUUUUCAUUUGACACUGUUCAAGCCAUGUUGGACGAAGGUGACCCAAAAGGUGCCAAGUGGUUGUGCCACCCCAAAGCCAUGCAGACCUACUUGUCGCUGCUGAGCUCGUCCCAGAAAGACGGCACCUUGGAGGCGUGCUGCGGUGCACUGCAGAACCUGACUGCCAGCAAAGAAUUGGGUUCUAGCGCCAUGAGCCAGAUUCUGGUCCAGAAGUUGGGGGCUCUGCUGCACAUUACGCCUCUGUUGAGGUCGCCUAAGCAAAGCCUGCAGAAAGCUGCCGUCUCCCUGCUGGGUAACAUCGGCCGAACCAGCAGCCUGCAAGCCUCCAUGGCAAAGCAGGUUUUGCCGGAGCUCACCGGCCUCCUCUCUGCUGGCCCCCGAGAACUGGGCAACUCCGACGAAAGCGUAGCGACGGCUUGCAACACAGUGCGGAAUCUGAUGAUGGCGGACACGGAGGCCAACAGGAAGUUUCUCGAUAGCGAUUUGGUUUCAUCACUGGCUGACCUCAGCAGGAAUGGCGCUUUUCCCAAAGGCAGCAAAGCAGCGUCUGUGCUGCUCUACCAUUUAUGGAACGACAAGAACUUGCAAAGCAUUUUGAAAAAGCUAGGAAUGAGCAAGUCGUUAUUCAUCAACGACAGCACCACGGCGGCGUACAGGUCCGUGCAGAUUAUCGAGUGACGGAAGCCCAGGGAGCGACGGCGCGUUUGCCCAGAGGUGGGAAUCGGCAUGUUAAGACAGUGUUGCGGCCGCACCCUUGCAACACGGAGGGUAAAAUUACCAGCUUUAGCUAUUCAAAAUCUUAUCAUUGCUGUACUGUGUAGGAAGAAGAAGAAGAAGAAAAAAAGCUUUUAACAUCGUCAAGAAUCCUGCGGAUCGGUUUGCGAUUGUGUACAAAUAUAGUAUAAAUGGGCAAGUGUGUUUUUCGUUUGGUUAACAUGAGUGUGUUUUUUUUAUUUUAUUAUCAUUUUUUUUAAUGGCCUCAACUGAGUACGAAAAUAAAGGAGGAUAGAUACAUCUUUCUUAUGGCCUCGAGGACACAGGAGACGACGAUGUAUGUGAAUGAAAGAGAGAAAAAUGGGAAUGUCUUUUGUGUUGUUCAUUUAAUCUCUCUUUCUCUCCCUCAACAACAACUUUGAUGAAUAUUGCUCAACAUUAAGUUACGGGGAAAUUGCUUUUGACGAUAUUAGAGGAGAACCUAUGCCACGUAACACAGUUAGCCUAGCUUAGCAUGAGCCUUUCAAUCAGGAGGAGACACUGCUAUCUCCUUGAACCAUCCCUAUUUAAACUCAGUGGUAAUUUGUGAAACAUUAAAUAGCACACAUUUGCUAUAUUAACCCACUACUAGCAACUCAUUAAACUCACCAUGACAGUAUAUUUACCAAUAUGUACAAUUAACUUGAAAUGUUCCUUUUCUGUUCAUGUUACAAACAGGCAAAGUCAAAUGAUUGAUAUUUUAAGUUACACUUUGUUUUGUUUGUUGGUUUUUUUAACAUUGUCUGUUUUAUGAAUAAAUUGAGGAAUUAAAAAAAAA
This is a messenger RNA of Phycodurus eques (leafy seadragon), 2998 nucleotides long. RefSeq names its product plakophilin-1 (gene pkp1a). The coding region runs from base 76 to 2145 and encodes 689 amino acids. Gene Ontology annotation, molecular function: cadherin binding. Gene Ontology annotation, biological process: cell-cell adhesion; cell-cell junction assembly; intermediate filament bundle assembly. Gene Ontology annotation, cellular component: cytoplasm; nucleus; plasma membrane. Lineage: Eukaryota; Metazoa; Chordata; Actinopteri; Syngnathiformes; Syngnathidae. The record is from RefSeq and is a predicted model, not a curated record. The transcript has 15 exons.